Molecule: messenger RNA, 582 nt
Organism: Racocetra persica
Lineage: Eukaryota; Fungi; Glomeromycota; Glomeromycetes; Diversisporales; Gigasporaceae
Source: the annotation of a GenBank genome assembly
AUGGACACUCUAUUCGCAACGCUCAACUUGUUCCGUGGCAACGGUAAAAUGUAUUGCGGAACAAUGCAGUGGCAGCACAACAGACCUCAAAGCUUCUUACGCGUCGCUAUCCACUCAGUAUGCGGGGAUCAAACAGUAUUCGAGAUUACUCGACAUCCUGGAGACAUCGAUCCAAAAGACCUCGAAAACUCUCGAGUCAUACCUCACAGCGCCGAUGACUGGACAAUUACCGUCCCAACUGUUGUCGGAUACCAUUGCCGACAUCCUAUCAUCGAGUACCAACAACGUUAUCUACGCCCUAACCGCUUGGCUAUGCAUCGAGUUAGCAAUUAUCUAUGGAAGAACCAUCGCGACCAAGCCGAUAUUAUCGAAUUUGCCACUGACAAACUUCUUGAAAUUAAUAACACAAUUAUUAUGGAAGAUUCUAAAAAGAGUUCCAAAAUCGAUCUUAAUAUUGACCUUAUUGUCCUUCACGCUAUUCUCCUCGAGCAUCUUCAUCGAAAUCGAAGAAUUGAGUAUCGACGAGCUAUUACACCGUCUGAUGCACAAAAUAUGGUUUCACAAGCAAAUUUCAAGUUAUAG